Molecule: messenger RNA, 720 nt
Organism: Melitaea cinxia (Glanville fritillary)
Lineage: Eukaryota; Metazoa; Arthropoda; Insecta; Lepidoptera; Nymphalidae
Product: DNA replication complex GINS protein PSF1-like
Exons: 3
Coding region: 114-701 (195 amino acids)
Biological process (GO): DNA replication; DNA strand elongation involved in mitotic DNA replication
Cellular component (GO): GINS complex
Source: RefSeq, a predicted model, not a curated record
AUUGACACUUUACUAAUAUGAUAGAAGUUUAAAGUAAAUAUUUUCGAUUUAACUUAUUUUGAAUUAUAUAAAAAUAACUUAUUUAUGUUUUAAAAGCUAGUUGAGUUUUUAAAAUGUUUGGAGAGAAAGUAAUAGAAUUGUUAAAGGAGGCUGAGAGAAAUCAAGAUACAAUUGAUAUGUAUAAUGAUGAAAAAAUUCGGCAAAUAAUUCAAGAAAUGCACAUACUAUUUAAAUUGAAUAUGGUUGAUGCGAAUGCAACAACGGAAAACAAAUCUUUAUGGACAACAGUACAAGUUCGACAUUCUGCAUUAGAAAGAAACAAGCGAUGUUUACUCGCCUACCUUUACAAUAGAAUGAAUAAAAUUAAAACAUUACGAUGGGAAUUUGGCUCAGUUUUACCACCAGAUGUCAGGGAACUUCUCUCGGAUAGUGAAUAUGAAUGGUUUACAAAAUACUCAACUAACCUCGCUUCAUACAUGAGGUCACUUGGUGAAGAUAUAGGGUACAAUGGUAUAGAUCUUACGGAAAAUCUUAGACCUCCGAAAUCACUAUACAUUGAGGUGCUAUGCAUAACGGAUUAUGGUAAAUUGGAGCUAGAAGACGGUGACGUUAUAAUGCUUAAGAAGAACAGCAGACACUUCUUACCGACGGUAGAAUGCCAAACUUUAAUAAGACAAGGGGUUUUAAAACAAAUAAUGUAACUAUGGGACAUUUAGUGAU